ACCUCCAUCGCCCUCUCACCUCCACUUCCAUCUCAUCUCCACUUCCAUCGCCAUGCGUCUGUCUGUCUCCGUUGCCGCUGCCUCGCUGCUCCUGUCGUCGGCCGUGACCAGCGCCCUCAACCUGGCCCAGGCUCUCAAGGCCGACAAGGAUCUGCAAAAGGUUGCUGCUCUCAACAUUCCCCAGUGGUCGCAGACCGGCAACGUCUCGUACGUCGUCUGCGCUCCCACCGACUCCAACAUCACGGCCUCGACCGACCCCAAGCUUCUGGGCUCGCUGACCUUCCCGGGCGCCCCCACCACUGGCGAGGCCUGGCACUACCAGAUCGUCACCGAUGUCUCUGGCACCAACACUCUCGUCUGGGACAACUACGACACCACCUCCAUCACCACCCCGGGCAUCAUCCACUUGCGCACCGGCACCGGCACCUCGGUGAACGUCCGCAACAUCCAAGCCGACAACGGCCUCAUUAUUGUCGUCGACAAGCCCAUCCCUCUCCUCCAGAAGCCCUCCACCACCCUGAGCUACCUGAGCUCGGUCAACACCGACGCCACCCUGGUUACCAACAGCUUCAUUAAGGCUGUUGCUUCGGCCGGCCUCACCGACAACUUGGACGCUCUUACCGGAUACAUGAUUCUGGCUCCCUCCGACUCGGCCUUUGCGGCCGUCCAGUCUCAGGUCUCCGCCCUCACUCCCGCCCAACUGAAGAACGUCUUGGCCUACCACCUGGUGCCCAAGGUCAUGUACUCGACCAACUACAACCCCGGCAUCCUGCCCACCCUGAACGGCCAGACCCUCGACGUCACCGUCGAUGCCAACGGACCCGUCUACAACGGCAAGGGCCACCACACUCUGGCCGACACCACCACCACCGCCGGUGUCAUUCACAUCAUCUCUGCUGUCCUGAUCCCGUCCAACCUCGACUCCUUCAACGGCACCUGGCCGACCCCCGUUACCCCUUCGUCCUCUGCCGCUCCUGCCGCCUCUGGCACCGCUGCUUCUCAGACCGCCUCUGCUGGUGGUGCCUCCACGGCCACUCCCAAGAGCGCCGCGGGCUCGGUUGCCGCCAGUGGCCUUGUGACCCUCGCCGUGGGUGCUCUGGCUGCUUGGAUCGCCCUCUGAGCACCAUCUCUCUCUCUUCUAUCGCCGUCUCUAUGUGGGGCGCCAUCCAUCUUAGAUAGAAUCCCUCACUCUAUUCGCAGCACUCACAAAAAUGACCCGCCGCCACUUUUAGGGCGGUGAAAUACACAUGAUCACCCAUCA
This is a messenger RNA of Polychytrium aggregatum, 1261 nucleotides long. RefSeq names its product FAS1 domain-containing protein. The record is from RefSeq and is a predicted model, not a curated record. Bases 53 to 1120 code for a protein of 355 amino acids. Lineage: Eukaryota; Fungi; Chytridiomycota; Chytridiomycetes; Polychytriales. The transcript is spliced from 4 exons.